This is a messenger RNA of Trichomonas vaginalis G3, 1109 nucleotides long. Its product is annotated as organellar and viral DNA polymerase type B. The record is from RefSeq and is a predicted model, not a curated record. Lineage: Eukaryota; Parabasalia; Trichomonadida; Trichomonadidae. The annotation marks the transcript as partial. The transcript has a single exon.
AUGUAUCGGAAGUUGUCUAAGUUAGAACACUCGGAAAUAAAACAACUUCUUACAGAAGCUAACAUAGAUGUUGCAAAGCAUUACGCAACAAACAAAAAAGCACUCGCUGACUUCAUUAAAGACUAUAAUGGUGCAAUAAGUUAUGAUAGAAUUCAUGAGUUCAUAAAGCCGCAACGCGGCGAGGACGAAGUCCAUGCAAUAGCAUUUCCUUUAAAUGACGUUGCUAUUGACUUAUAUCAUAGACGUUCAGUACCUCAUGAAGUAAGAAGAGAAAUGUUUGACAUAACAAAUGCAAACGUUGGUCAUACUCGUAAAGCUCUUUCGCAUGAUGUUCGUCAAGAGAUGUUUGACAUAACAAAUGCAAACGUUGGUCAUACUCGUAAAGCUCUUUCGCAUGAUGUUCGUCAAGAGAUGUUUGACAUAACAAAUGCAAACGUUGGUGAAACACGAAAGAGAGACGACACACUGAAACAACAGAGAAGAGAGAUGUUUAAGAGCGCUAUAGAACAAGUUCGCAAAGCUAACGAUGUCAUUCGUUCCAUUGACGACAAACCAAAAGAAGGUGAGAGAUGGUUAAAGAAAGAUGAAGAGAAUAGGAAGAGAAAUGUGAAGUCAGGCAAUAGACUCAUUGACUUUAACAUCGAAGCUUUAGAUGAACCAAACAGAGACUACUUACACAAACAUUUCGGUAAGGUUUUCAUGAGACUCUUAGAGAAGAUUAAAAUAAACUCCCAACAGAGAUGGAUGGUAUGUUAUAAACUUGGUGGAAAGUAUGAAUGUUCUACGUUAAACCUCAAUAAUAUUGGAACACUACUACAUCAGCUCUUGAAGGAGAACUUUAUAUCAGAGAUAGAAGCAAAUGCUGCAGGUAUUGUUGAAAUGCACUAUGACUUCUUCUUGACAAACAUAAAGAAUCUUACUGAAAUAAAGAUGUAUGAUUUAACAGAAUAUGAAGGCUUAACGAUGUCAGAUGUAAAGAAAGGCAAACCAAAAAAGAGACCAUAUAGAGAUGAAAGCACACUGACAAAUGACCAGAAAGCCAUUUUGGAAGCUCUUAAGCAAACAGGAAACCCAGCACUUAUAGAAAGCUUUUGGAAAGAUAAUGGUGA